Messenger RNA from Diabrotica balteata, 4376 nucleotides. The record is from the annotation of a GenBank genome assembly. Lineage: Eukaryota; Metazoa; Arthropoda; Insecta; Coleoptera; Chrysomelidae.
GCUUGCGUAAAAUUUAAAACGUCAAUUUCGACAAUCGAAUGAAUUUCCUUCUACAAUCGAUCAGUCGACCACAAGAUUUUGCAAUGGCGGAUGUAGUAGACGAGGUGAUUAUGGACUCUGAUGAAAAUGAGGAAAUUCUAUCAAAAAGCCCAGAAGAAAUGGCUGAACUUAAAAAGGAAAACGGUAAUCAGUUAUACAAAACCAAACAGUACAGAUCUGCACUCCCUCUCUACAGCGAAGCCAUCAAUCUUUGUCCAAAUGUAGCCGCUUAUUAUGGAAAUAGAGCGGCCUGCUACAUGAUGCUUUACAGGUUUACAGAAGCUUUGGAAGAUGUCCGGAAAAGUGUGCAACUGGAUCCAGAAUUCGUUAAAGGAUACAUCAGAAUGUUAAAGUGCGCUAUAGCAAUGGGCGACACCACUACUGCAGAUUUUGCCAUUAAGAAGCUUCAGGACUUAAAGGUUGACCAGCAAACAUUUGCCAAUGAAUUAAAAUCGGUUCAGCAAUUAAAACUGUAUGAGGCAGAUGGAUCCAAAGCUUACGAUAAAAAAGAUUAUCGUUUGGUUGUUUUCUGUAUGGACAGAUGUCUCGAUCAUGCUCCUACUUGCUACCGAUACAAAAUUGCCAAAGCUGAAUGCCUCACAUAUCUCGGGCGGUACCAAGAAGCUCAGGAAAUUGCCAAUAGUAUUCUAAACAUCGACAAAGGAAAUGCUGAUGCCAUCUACGUAAGAGGAAUGUGUCUCUUCUAUGAUGACAAUUUGGACAGUGCAUUCCAACAUUUUCAACAAGUGCUAAGAUUGGCUCCGGACCACACCAAAGCUAUGAAUAUUUAUAAGAGAGCAAGGGUAUUGAAAAAGAUGAAAGAAGACGGCAAUGAGGCAUAUAAGACUGGCAAAUUUCAGGAAGCUUACAAUUUAUACACAGAAGCACUUCAAGUAGAUCCUUUCAAUAAAAAAACCAACGCAAAAUUAUACUUCAAUCGUGCCACAGUUCUAGCGAGACUAACUAAGACUCGUGAAGCUAUAGAAGACUGUACAGCUGCCCUGAACUUAGAUGACACUUACCUUAAAGCACUCAUGAGACGAGCCAAAUGUUAUAUGGAUCUUGGCGAGUUUGAAGAUGCUGUGAAAGAUUAUGAAAAAGUAUGCAAAAUGGAUAAGAGCAGAGAAAAUAAAAAAUUACUUCAAGACGCGAAAUUAGCACUAAAAAAAUCAAAGAGGAAAGACUAUUAUAAAAUACUCGGUGUGGAGCGGACUGCAGGUGAAGAUGAAAUCAAAAGGGCAUAUAAGAAGAGGGCGCUCAUCCAUCAUCCUGAUAGACACGCCAACGCUACAGAAGAGGAAAAGAAGGAACAAGAAAAGAAAUUCAAAGAAGUUGGUGAGGCGUACGGUAUACUUUCAGAUCCCAAAAAGAAAGCCAGAUACGAUAGCGGACAGGAUAUGGACGAUUUCGAGGGAGGAAUGUCAGACAUAGAUCCUAGCCAAGUAUUCCAAACCUUCUUCGGAGGAGGCGGAGGAGGCCAUCACCACGGAGCUCAAGAAUUCUCCUUCGGCAAUUUCCCUGGUUCGUUCACCUUCCAGUUCGGUUAAACCAUCUGCAACAAGGACGUACCUCGUACAUUCCAGUGGUUGUAGAGAUUUUAUUUCUCUUUUUGUGUUAUUGAAGUUAUCUUUCUCUGAUUCGUUUUAGUAUUUAUUUUAAUUUUAAAGUUUUUUAAGGAAAUUUUAAGAUUUUCAACAGUAAGGGUGCAAAGAGUAAGUCAGUUAACCCAUCAAGGAAGCGUGCGAAAAGGUAUAAACGUUUUUCAAUUUAAAGUGUGUUACUUUAUCCAAUAAGAACUGUUCCGGUUAAUAUAUCCCUUUAAGAUUUGAUUAUUUGAAAUUCUCUAACUUCGAUCCAAUCGUACAUCCUAACAAAGAACGCGAAAUCCUAAAGAAAAAAGUAUGUUAAUAAGCUCGUAAAACAGAAAAUAUAAAUAGAAAAGGAAUAUUCAGAAAAAUAAGUCGGGAUUAAAAUGAUCAUUUUUUAUUUUAAACAUAUGUACAAGUCUUUAAUAUAUUUUUAUCUUCUAUGAAUUACUUUUGUUCUAAUAUUAUAUAUGUAUCUUGUAUUCUAACUUCCUUCUUUAUUUUGGAAAUGUUUAUAAAUUAAAGCAUCAUAGGCUUCCAUAACAAGAGCCUAAUUUCAAUAAGUCAUCUUCUAUGCUUGGACCGUCUCAUUUAGUAUAUUCAUCUUCUGCAGUGUCAAAACCCGAAAUAAAAUUAAAUAUAAAAAUAUUAAAUUGAGUAAAAUUACAGCAUAUAGUAUUCUUUAGUUAAGCGCCUUUUCUGAUAGGUGCAAUUUUGAGCAAAAAUCCUACAUUGCAGGACUUGAAUAGCUAGUUUAUUUUCUGGUAUUCAUAUGACGACUAGACAUUUCUAAAAUACUUAAAAACUGAGAAGGCGAUUUAUUGAAUAUAUCAUUCGUUUGUUUUUUGGAAUGUACUCGAACUUAUAAUAUUUCCAUGUAUUGAAUUUUGUGGUAUAGUUUUACUUCAAACAACUUUUAGUAAUUUAGAUAAGAAAAGGAAUAAAAGUAGAGCUAAAUACUGAUAUCAUAAUAUCUUAAAAAUGAUCACAACAGCUCUUUAUUUAAAUUACCAAUAUUGGUACAUGGCUUUUUAGACUUAUUUUUUAUAUCUUUCAUAUUUCGCCACUAUUAAAUAUUACAAAAGUUCCGCAAUUGCUACCUUAUUAUAUAGUAGAAAUCUAAGUGAUUUUUCUGAUUUUUUUAAGCAAUUAUGCUAUUUUCACAAUAAAUACUCCUUUAUUUUGGCCAAAGUCAUUUGUAGAGAAGAACUGUUAAUCAGUUGUUUUUUUUAUUUGUUCGUGUCGGAACUUUCAUACAUUCUAAAGUAGAUGUAUAUACAUUAUAGAUUAUUAACAUCGCAUACAUAACAGAUAAAAGGUAUAUAUGUAACAUAUAAGUAAUUAGAGCACGAAAAAAAAAAAUAAAAAUGGGACUACUACACACUUGUUAUUCAAAAAUUGGCGAUGCCAAGAGCAGUUGGUACAGCGAAAGGCCUCCACUGAGCAUGUGGCUGGAGGGAAACCCAGAAGGACAAACCAGAAAGUGUUCUGUAGUUUGCUCAUCUCCACAGUCGCAUAGGGCCGACUCACAGGGGAAGUCCCAGUUUAUUCGCUUGGCUCUGAAUCUUUUCACCCCAACACGAAGUCUAUUGGCACUUUCCAUCCAUUCAUUACUGUUGUCACUUUGACCUCUCCAAUAGCUCAGUGUAAUCUCUUGGGCUGGCUCAGUCAGAUCUUUCAAAGAAGAAAACUUUUCCUGGAUUUAAGGCGUUGGCGGGCUGAUUGGUAGUUAUAGAAAGAAUGUGCGUGUGAGGUGGAUGCUUUAUGUUUUUCUUCGAUAAUAAUCAAAUUUCAUUUAUAGCUGCAUCUACCUGACCGGCGUGGCAUUAUCUGUAUCAUACCGGGCAAGCAUAUUCCACUGCGAAGUAUCAUAGGGCCAUAGUACUAGUUUUCAGUGUCUGCGGGUGUGCUCGAGGACUCGAGAUAAUUUUUGUUUAAUAGUUUCGAAGUCGCCGACAUGGAUUGUAAAGACAGACUCGUUUGAUUAGAUAAAUCUGUGUUUUCCUGUUAGUAAGGGUUGGUCGUUCGGAUGGAUGUUAAGUAUAAUUGGGACUAAAACGUUUCUUUGUGGCAGCCCAUUUUUUUGUGUCCUUCAGCGACUUCUGUUUCGUUGGGAUUCUACGAAAAAUCUGCGAUUUGGAAGCAAUUUUUUAUUAAAUGGGUGAAAUUUAAGUCUGGUCUGCUAAGUUUCGGAAUGAGCAGCUUAUAGUAAACCGUGUCAUAGACAGAUGUAAGAUAUGUAAACACUUCCCCAGUAAUUUUGUGAUUUUCGAAACUAUCUUCUGUGAUGAAAAUGAUGAAAAAACAUUCAUUCAUAUCUGCUAUGUAUUGAGGUAGUUUAAAUAUUUGCUUCACUUUCUUGAUCUAAAUAAUUUACAUACCUUCUCAUUACAAAUAGUGAAAUGAAAGUUGAGAUUAUGGAGUAUUUGCUGUAUUAAGUAGACUGUAACUAAUAUUUGCCUGCUUUUCAAAAACUAGAUUGCAUUAAUAGCCUAGACACCUUUUACAUAAUACAUAUUCAAGGUCUCCAUCUCUAGCUCGCAUAAUAAUAUCUCUAACCAGUUGAAGAUUGACAGUGCAAAUGAUAGGUGUCUCAUGAGAAAAUGUAAUCUUGUUAAGAACGCCAAUAUAAACAAGCUCUUUCGUUGCGUUUUCCUGGAUCUAGGACACUGCACAACGUUUUGUUGUACAAAACUUGUAUAUUUUAAAUAAGAAAUUACCUUAGUAAUAAAAUAAAAGUUUAUAAAUUUG